Messenger RNA from Thelazia callipaeda (thelaziosis nematode), 1275 nucleotides. The record is from the annotation of a GenBank genome assembly. Lineage: Eukaryota; Metazoa; Nematoda; Chromadorea; Rhabditida; Thelaziidae.
AUGUCACUUACAAGCAAGCUCGUACUGUACUCCUACUUUCGGGCAAUGAAAUCAUUAGGAGUAAUUUUACUGCUUAUUUGGUUCACUUUGGGAAUAGUUACUGCCAUACCAGUCGACCCUACUUUAUCUGGUAAAGAAAUCGAUCUGGAUCAGUCAUCAGAUGGAGUUAUCAGCACUGAUAAUCAAACGUUUACUUCAGUGCAAGGAGCCGAUAUGUCAUUAAGCAAUAAUGACUACUCUGAUUUUUCGAAUUAUCGAUUGCUUACAAAAAUUUCAGCGGAUGAGAAUCUCGAAUCAAUAGCACAAGAAUUGCGACGUCGAUUUCUAGUUUUAUACUUUUACAAAAACGUUAUUGAAUCAGCAGAACAAUUAGAUGUUUAUACAGAUUACUUACUUCGAAAACAAGUUUCAGAAUAUCGUAACUCUCUUCUCAAGAAUGGAUGGAAACCACGAACAAUCAUUCGAUUUGGCAGUAGAAGUGCGAAUGACGCAAUAAAUGACGUUUAUUAUAAAAUAUCUUUGAAUGAAAAUGGUGUGCAAACAAUAGAAUCUUUGAACUGCCUUCCAGAAGGUCAAGGAGAUACAAUGGUAGUUAUACCCAAAAUUAUUGGUGCAAAGGUUGAUAUCGCAACUACUUAUUCAGAUCGAUAUAAGUCGUCAUAUAAGUCUCAAAAUGAUCAAAAUUUGCUAAAUGAGAAUGAUAUUAAGCUUAUCCUCACGUUUCACAAAUCAGUCAGCACGUCAAUAACUGCUCAACUUGAAACAAUACAUACCGGAAGAGCAAUGCGUAAUGUGCCUUUGCUAUUUGUUUCAAAUGAAGUUUUGCCCGGACAAAUAAAAGGAGGGGUUGAAGGCGAGGAAAUUGAAGCACAAAGUGUCCAUCUGAUUUUCUAUGGAAUACACGUAGAAGCAUCCGUUCGAAGCGUGAAUAUUAAUUGUAAUGAAGAAGAAUUAAGGAAUAUUUUUUUGCAAUGGAAGCAAAAUAUUGAUUUCCUCGAAACUCAUCAAAUUAUUGCUUUUCAUUUUUCGCCAUUCGGUGCUGAGCCAGAAAAUAGAGAUGCAAUUUUCAGGGAUGUGUUCGGUUAUCAACCAGUGACUUACCACACAUUUGGAAAUAGAACAAAAGUAGGAAGAAGUUGGCCUGCAAAAAUGUGUAUUAAACAAGAAAUCACAUUUGGUCCACAAUAUGCUAUUGUCGGAUUCAAAAAAUUUGUUACAACCAAAACAGAUCAAAAUGUUAUCGAAUAUAUGUUGUCGUAUUUAUUAACAAAUUGA